GAGGAAGUCGUCUGCGCAGGCGCCGCGAGGCCGCGGAGCUUUCUGGGUAGAGAUGGACGUCCACGAUCUUUUUCGCCGGCUUGGCGCGGGGGCCAAGUUCGACGUGAAUCGCUUCUCCGCGGAUGCAGCUCGAUUCCAGGUAGGAAAAAGGAAAUAUGACUUUGAUUCUUCAGAGGUGCUCCGGGGACUGGACUUCUUUGGAAACAAGAAGUCUAUCUCAUGUGAGUGUGGAGCAUCACAAACAGACCAGAAGCUCCAAAAUGAAGAGAAAAAAGAAGAGAACCUAAUUGAAAGGAAGAGGGAGACAAACAAGAAAAAGAGAAAGAAGAUGGUUUCAGAAAAUCCUUUUCAAGAUGAAGCUACUACUAUACAGUGGAUAUCAUCUGUGGAAGCAAAGAUUGAAGAUAAAAAAGUUAAAGAAGAAAAUAAACUAAAUUCAGAAAAGUUGGAAGAGCUCAGAAAGGAAAAGUUAAAUUUCUUCAGGAAUAAAUACAAAAUUCACGUUCAAGGAACUGAUCUUCCUGACCCAAUUGCUACAUUUCAGCAACUUGACUGGGAAUAUAAAAUUAAUUCUCGACUGCUUCAGAACAUUCUAGACUCGGGCUUCCAAAUGCCUACACCAAUCCAAAUGCAAGCCAUUCCAGUUAUGCUGCAUGGUCGGGAACUUUUGGCUUCUGCUCCUACAGGAUCUGGGAAAACUUUAGCUUUUAGCAUUCCCAUUUUAAUGCAGCUGAAACAACCCACAAAUAAAGGUUUCAGAGCCUUGAUUAUAUCUCCAACACGAGAACUUGCCAACCAGAUUCACCGAGAGUUAAUUAAAAUCUCCGAGGGAACAGGAUUCAGGAUACACAUGAUCAACAAAGCAGCAGUGGCAUCCAAGAAAUUCGGAUCUAAGUCAUCUAAGAAGUUUGAUAUUCUUGUGACUACUCCAAAUCGACUGAUCUAUUUAUUAAAACAAGAUCCACCAGGGAUAGACCUAACAAGUGUUGAGUGGCUGGUAGUAGACGAAUCAGACAAACUAUUUGAGGAUGGCAAAACUGGGUUUAGAGACCAGCUGGCUUCCAUUUUCCUGGCCUGCACAUCCCACAAGAUCAGAAGAGCUAUGUUCAGUGCAACUUUUGCAUAUGAUGUUGAGCAGUGGUGCAAACUCAACCUAGACAAUGUCAUCACUGUAUCCAUUGGAGCAAGAAAUUCUGCAGUAGAGACUGUAGAACAAGAGCUUCUUUUUGUCGGGUCUGAGACUGGAAAACUUCUGGCCGUGAGAGAACUUGUUAAAAAGGGUUUCAGUCCACCUGUUCUUGUUUUUGUUCAGUCCAUUGAAAGGGCUAAAGAACUUUUUCAUGAGCUUAUAUAUGAAGGUAUUAAUGUAGAUGUUAUUCAUGCGGAAAGAACACAGCAACAGAGAGAUAACACAGUCCACAGCUUCAGAGCAGGAAAAAUUUGGGUUCUUAUUUGUACAGCCUUGCUUGCAAGAGGCAUUGAUUUUAAAGGUGUGAACUUGGUGAUUAAUUACGACUUUCCAACCAGCUCAGUGGAAUAUAUCCACAGAAUAGGUCGAACUGGAAGAGCAGGGCAUAAAGGAAAAGCUGUUACAUUUUUUACUGAAGAUGAUAAACCAUUAUUAAGAAGUGUUGCCAAUGUCAUACAGCAGGCUGGAUGUCCUGUACCUGGAUACAUAAAAGGUUUCCAAAAAUUGCUAAGCAAACAAAAGAAAAAAAUGAUUAAGAAACCACUGGAAAGGGAGAGUAUUAGUACAACUCCAAAAUAUUUCUUAGAGCAAGCUAAAGCUAAGCAGAAAAAGGCCACUCGCCAGAGCAGCAAGAAGAAGGUAACCCUUGAAGGCAAAAGUUAAAAACAAAUUUUAAAAAAAGAAAAUGUAAUUUUAUGAUACCAUGAUAUCAGCAUGAACGUUGUUUUCAUGGAAUACUUCAAGUGUUACAAUCACCGCUACCAAACAUCUGAAAUCAACUACAAAUACAUGAGUCUGGGGAAAAAUAAUCGCUAAGCUAUCAAUGCAUCAUGUCACAUUUCAAUUCAUAUGUGAAAAUUAUAUAAUGGAAAUAUCAUUGACAUUUCUGUGGUUUGAAUCUAGAGACAUACUUCUUAUAGAAGAACAAAUGCUUAUGGUAAAAGUAACAACACCCAAAUGUGGUGAACUCUUAAGGAAUUUUCCCUUCAAGUGUGAAGGAAAGUGUGAUGUAUGUUGUGGAGAGGCAUCUAGAACAGAAUUUUAAAAUGUUGAGAUUGAAUACCCCUUCUCACAUUGAAUACCCCUUUCCUCACAUUUGUUUUGGCGGGGGAGGGGUAGAUAAGGAGUAGCGCAUGUAGUCUAUCAAGAAGAAAUAAAUUCUCUUUAAUAUUUCUUAAUUUGUUAAAGUCUUUUGUGGUGUUAGCCACAAUAAAGGAGUAUCUCUUCUAUGUCUUGUUAUUCAAGUUCCCUAGGAUUUUAAAUUUUGUGGUCUGUUUAAGUUAUCCUUGUGUCUCGUUGGGAAGGUAGGUCAUAUGUAGCUGUCAUGAUGUUGCAACCACAGAUUAUGAUCAGGCUCUUCCUUUCUUAACUUCAUUCCCUAUCAUGUAACUAUAUUCUUUCCUGUCUCUCCAUUCAAGAUGAUUUUUGCUCGAAAACUGAUAACAGUGUUUUAUCCUGAGAAGGAAGAAUGUUCCUAUUACUUGAUACACCUGGCUUCAUUCUCUUCUAGCUUAUCUUUCCUGAGGCUUGAUGGCUUUGAUCCAUUAGUGGAUCUCUGUAAUUAAGUGGGUCUCUGCCAAAGUAAAGGAUUAUGAUCAUAUGGUGAGUAAGGCUACUUACUCUGAGCAGUGUUCUCAAUUACUAGUUUUGUGCAGUGGAAUAAAAAAGACUUCAUACAAGUAAAGCACUUAGAGUGGUGCCUUAGGAUGACAUGAUUACUAUGAGUACUAACACAAUACUAUGUAAUGUACAUAACUUUUCUUAGCAGCUUUUGAAUUAAACUUACUUCCUUUACUCUCAUCCUUUCAUUCUAGAAUCAGCACAGGUAGAUUCCAUCUUGAAUUUAACUGGGACCUUUUGCUACACAGUAUAAUG
Castor canadensis (American beaver) is the source of this 3064-nucleotide messenger RNA. RefSeq names its product DExD-box helicase 52 (gene Ddx52). Gene Ontology annotation, cellular component: cytosol. The record is from RefSeq and is a predicted model, not a curated record. Gene Ontology annotation, molecular function: nucleic acid binding; ATP binding; RNA helicase activity. Gene Ontology annotation, biological process: maturation of SSU-rRNA. Lineage: Eukaryota; Metazoa; Chordata; Mammalia; Rodentia; Castoridae.